This is a messenger RNA of Nicotiana attenuata, 1091 nucleotides long. Its product is annotated as ethylene-responsive transcription factor 1B-like. The transcript has a single exon. Gene Ontology annotation, molecular function: DNA-binding transcription factor activity; DNA binding. NCBI's taxonomy places the organism in Eukaryota, Viridiplantae, Streptophyta, Magnoliopsida, Solanales, Solanaceae. The record is from RefSeq and is a predicted model, not a curated record. Gene Ontology annotation, biological process: ethylene-activated signaling pathway; regulation of DNA-templated transcription. The coding region runs from base 224 to 799 and encodes 191 amino acids.
CCAAAAACACACAUUGAUCAAAUAUCACAUCAAAAAUUCAAAACACACUACCCAAAAAAAAAAAAAACGGAAUUAGCUGCCCAAUUUUUCACUAAAUCGCUCGAAGCUAAUAAAAUUUCUUGAUAAUCUAUCGCUAAAUAAGAUUAGCGCCGAAUUUUUCUGUUUAGCUACAGAAUUUGUCCGUUGCUAAUUCCUAUUUUUUUUAUUAGUGACAGUUUAGACAAUGGAUUAUUCACAGUACAAUCAUCUUGGUUUCAAUGAGAAUGAUACUGAAGACAUGCUUCUUCUCAAUGUUCUAUCAGAAGCUGGUGAAAAUUCAUUUAAUAAUAAUCUUCAUGUCAAUAAACAAGAAACACACUCGAAAGAGAACGAAGGAGCAAAUUAUAGAGGUGUAAGAAGGAGGCCAUGGGGAAAAUACGCGGCGGAAAUAAGAGAUUCAACUAGAAAUAGCGUUAGGGUUUGGCUUGGAACGUUCGAUACUGCAAAAGAAGCAGCUUUGGCUUAUGAUCAAGCUGCGUUCACGUUGCAUGGGACAAUGGCAGUGUUAAAUUUUCCAGUGGAUAUUGUUUAUCAAUCGUUAAUGGAGAUGGAGUGUGGAUUUGAAGAAGGAUGUUCACCUGUUUUGAUACUGAAGAAAAUGCAUUCUAUGAAAAAAGGUAAGAAUAAUAUUCAUAGAAAGAAAAAGGAAAAAGAGAUGAGCUUUGAAAAUGUGUUGGUUUUGGAGGAUUUAGGAGCUGAUUAUUUGGAAGAAAUUUUGAGGUUGUCUGAAGGUUGUUGUGAUCCUUCAAUGUCUUUCUAGUAUUUUAACUAGCAUGCACGCAGAGAUUUUGAGUUAAGGAUGACAAACGGGACGGAGACAAGUUAAGACUUUUUCCGCUAAAGUUUUGACAUGUCAUGUCCUGUCCCGGUUAAGAUUUUCGUUACUUACAAAUUUAAUGAUCUGUUCUUACUAUUUCUUUUCCUCAUUUACUACGUACUCGUUCAUAUCCAUCGACAUGUAUGUAUUUUUUUUUAAAUAUUUUUGAUACUAAACCCUUCUCUUCUUGUACUUUAGAGAAGGCAAUGAAAGGCCAAUUUCACUGGAUUUUGUC